Messenger RNA from Enterobius vermicularis (human pinworm), 414 nucleotides. NCBI's taxonomy places the organism in Eukaryota, Metazoa, Nematoda, Chromadorea, Rhabditida, Oxyuridae. The record is from the annotation of a GenBank genome assembly.
AUGAAACCACAGUCGAUUGGCGCCGUUGAUUACGCACAUCGAAACAGAGAUUUAAAGCAAUGCGUCUUACCCGAAGUGAGUGAACUAACGCAGAGAGAGAACAAUUUUGCAGUAAAAGAAAACAGAGAAGUGCGUUGCGCAGCAGAGCAAAACCCGUUUAAAGUUGAAUGGAUAAAUGGAUGGGUUGUAGAGAGGACUGAUCGUUUCGCUAUCCUUACUGGACCACUUUUACCAUCAUCGGCUCCGUCUUCCUUGUUUUUGGCAAAACAGUUCACUAAACUCUGCUCUUCUGGCCUUCAUCUCGAUUACGGCAACGAAACAGUGGAUACAUGUAUCGUGAUAACAUUAACACACGUAGAGUUCCUUGUUGUCGGUUGUGCGUAUCUAAACAGAUACAAUGAACUUUUAGAUUAA